Messenger RNA from Ahaetulla prasina, 879 nucleotides. Its product is annotated as vomeronasal type-2 receptor 26-like. Gene Ontology annotation, cellular component: membrane. NCBI's taxonomy places the organism in Eukaryota, Metazoa, Chordata, Lepidosauria, Squamata, Colubridae. The record is from RefSeq and is a predicted model, not a curated record. The transcript is spliced from 5 exons. Gene Ontology annotation, biological process: G protein-coupled receptor signaling pathway. The coding region runs from base 1 to 879 and encodes 292 amino acids. Gene Ontology annotation, molecular function: G protein-coupled receptor activity.
AUGCAGUUCCAUCCCUUUCUGGAGAAGAAUGAGUUCUACAAUCUUUCCCACUGGAAUCUUUACAUGGACCAUGAUGGAGAAAUAGCUGCAGAUAUGGACAUUGAGUUCUUGUCUCUGCCUCAGUCCCAAUGUGUGGAAAGUUGUCAUCCUGGAUUUGUCAAGAGGAAGCGAGAAGGAGAGCCUGCUUGCUGCUACGAUUGCAUUCCUUGUCCUGAGGGGACCAUCUCCGUUCAUGAAGCCACAGUCCUUGUUUUAAUCAUAUUCCUUCAACAUCAGGAAACUCCCAUUGUCAAAGCCAACAACCGAGACCUCUCUUACGUCCUCCUGGUCUCCCUCCUGCUUUGCUUCUUGUCUCCUUUUCUCUUCAUUGGUCAGCCAAGGACAGCCACCUGCCUUCUCCGACAAACCGUUUUCAGUAUCAUCUUCUCAGUUGCCGUUUCUUCUGUCUUGGCCAAAACCAUCACAGUGGUGCUGGCUUUCCUGGCCACAAAACCAGGAAACCGAGUGAAGAGAUGGUUGGGGAAGAGCUUGGCCAACUCCAUCAUCCUUUCUUGUUCUAGUGUCCAGAUUAUGAUCUGCUCCAUCUGGUUGGGAAUUUCUCCCCCAUUCCGUGACUCAGACUUUUACUCCCAGCCUGGAGAAAUCAUCCUUCAAUGCAACGAAGGCUCUGUUUUCAUGUUCUACAUCACCCUCAGCUACAUGGGCUUCCUGGCUGCCAUCUGCUUCACAGUGGCUUUCCUGGCCAGGAAUCUCCCUGGAGCCUUCAAUGAAGCCAAGCUGAUCACCUUCAGCAUGCUGGUCUUCUGCAAUUGCUACAUUAUCAUUCUGAGGCCAAACUUGAAUACAAAGGAGUAUCUUACAUCCAGAAGAAAUGUAUAA